Molecule: messenger RNA, 678 nt
Organism: Entamoeba dispar SAW760
Lineage: Eukaryota; Evosea; Mastigamoebida; Endamoebidae
Exons: 1
Coding region: 1-678 (225 amino acids)
Source: RefSeq, a predicted model, not a curated record
AUGAAAGUUCUUGAAAAAUAUAAACUAUUUAAAUCUGCAAUUGGAUCAAAUAUUAUUAAUAUAUAUAAUUCAAUUAAAAAUUCAUUAUAUGAUUUCAUCAAAAAAUCAUUUGAUGGAGAUGGAUUAUUUUAUUUAGCUGAUUCGAAUGAAGAGCUUAAUACUAAUAUUAUUAUGGUGUCAAACAUUAUUAUUACACUUCAAAAAAGAAUUAUUAUUAGAGAAGGUAAAUCAGCUGCAUUUGAUGUUGAUAAAUUUUAUGGUAAUCCAGGAAAAAAAGUUCAAAAAACAUAUACAGUUGGAUUAAAAGAUUCAAUUGAUGAUUUUAGUGCACUUGGAAAGACAAGAAGAGAUAAAAAAACUAAUUCAUCAAUAGUUAAAUCACCAAAUGCAUUCAAUCUUCAUUCAUUUAUUUUAUUAAAUAUAUCAUUAAAUGAUUUAAAAAAUUAUAGAUUCUUUGAAGGUAAAAAUAAUGCUGUAGCAAUUGCUCAUAUGAUUAAUGCAAAAGUUAUUCCUAAUUGUAUUGGAAAUAUUUGGGUAUAUGUUAGAGAUUGGCCAGAAGAGAAAGGAAGAUCUGGUAAAUUUAAUAUUGGAAAACAAAAUAUUACAUGGACUGGUGGAAAAUAUCAUCCAGAUCCUUUAAAAGAUGAUAUAACAAAAUAUUUAAUAAUUAAUAUUUAA